AUGUCGGACCACUCGGACCAAGAAGAGUCUGAUCCGUCAAGAGACAGUCAGUUCUUCGAUUGGGACGCAGCUACUUACACCAUCAGUCCCGAAGCGUGUGACACCAUCGACUCAUCCUAUCAUGAUGAGGUAGAUAUUACUUACCACGUAGACCAUCAGACUACAAGUGGUUCUCCUUCAAGUGAUACAAAACGCAGAGAACAUGAUAAAAGGCCUGACCAACUCACGAGGAUACACCGAACGAAGGAUAGAACGAUAGUUCCCUCAUUUGAGAAUUGGUCUUCCCAGACACCCUAUCGUGAACCAGGAUGGAAGAUGGAUACGUACCCUAAGUUGUCCGAAGAGGAGAAUCGUAUCCUGGGGUCACGUAUUCUCGUUCCGAAAAAGGACGGUACGUUCUACGAGCACUAUAAUCUUUGUACUGGACCGAGUCAUGAUCCGAUAUACCCAAAGGGUAUCACCAGAUCGCACCAGGGGGUGAUCUCGAGGGAAACUGGCGUAGACUGGUUGACUCAGACCUGUACAUCCCGAGCGGAUUGUAUGGAAUCGCUCAGAGGUCUCCUAAGCGCCGCAGAAAUCGCCAACAUCAGAAAGAUAAGAACGGAGAAGAAUAUGGGUGAUACCGAUAAGAAGAACAGUGGAACCAAGAGGGUCAGAUCGAGUAUGACUGAAGAAGAAGAAUAUCAGGAGGCUGUUGCCAAAAUCCAGAGAGGUCAUUGA
Messenger RNA from Kwoniella botswanensis, 720 nucleotides. RefSeq lists its product as uncharacterized. The record is from RefSeq and is a predicted model, not a curated record. Bases 1 to 720 code for a protein of 239 amino acids. NCBI's taxonomy places the organism in Eukaryota, Fungi, Basidiomycota, Tremellomycetes, Tremellales, Cryptococcaceae. The transcript has 3 exons.